AUGGCUGCCCCGCACCGCCAACCGGAGGACGCCAUCGACGACUCCGAGUUCAUCGAUGGCCAUGUUGAGCACCACCAGGACUCCGUCCACCGGCGCCUGCGUGCCAACUCCACCAUCAUGCACUUCCAGAAGAUCCUGGUGGCCAACCGUGGCGAGAUCCCCAUUCGAAUCUUCCGGACAGCCCACGAGCUGUCCCUGCAGACGGUCGCCAUCUUCUCCCACGAGGACCGCCUGUCCAUGCACCGUCAGAAGGCCGAUGAGGCCUACAUGAUCGGCCGCCGGGGGCAAUAUACUCCUGUCGGUGCCUAUCUGGCUGGCGACGAGAUUGUCAAGAUCGCGCAGGAGCACGGCGUGCACCUGAUCCACCCCGGAUACGGUUUCCUGUCGGAGAACGCCGAGUUUGCCCGAAAGGUCGAGAAGGCGGGCAUUGUCUUCGUGGGUCCGACCCCGGAUACCAUUGAUGCCCUGGGCGAUAAGGUCUCCGCCCGCCGGCUCGCCAUGAAGUGCAAUGUUCCGGUUGUCCCCGGUACGGAAGGCCCCGUCGAGCGCUACGAGGAGGUCAAGUCCUUCACCGACACCUAUGGAUUCCCCAUCAUCAUCAAGGCCGCCUUUGGUGGUGGUGGCCGUGGUAUGCGAGUCGUCCGCGACCAAGCUUCGUUGCGCGACUCCUUCGAGCGCGCCACUUCCGAGGCCCGCUCCGCCUUCGGCAAUGGCACCGUCUUCGUCGAACGCUUCCUCGACAAGCCCAAGCACAUUGAGGUCCAGCUGCUCGGUGACAACCAGGGCAACAUCGUCCACCUGUUCGAGCGUGACUGCUCCGUGCAGCGUCGUCACCAGAAGGUCGUCGAGAUUGCCCCCGCCAAGGACCUCCCCGUCGACGUGCGGGACAAGAUCCUGGCGGACGCCGUGAGACUGGCCAAGUCGGUCAACUACCGCAACGCCGGUACCGCCGAGUUCCUGGUCGACCAGCAGAACCGCUACUACUUCAUCGAGAUCAACCCGCGUAUCCAGGUCGAGCACACCAUCACCGAGGAGAUCACCGGCAUUGAUAUCGUCGCCGCCCAGAUUCAGAUUGCGGCUGGUGCUACGCUUGAGCAGCUCGGCCUGACUCAGGACCGUAUCUCGACCCGCGGCUUUGCCAUUCAGUGCCGUAUCACCACUGAGGACCCGGCCAAGGGCUUCUCCCCGGAUACCGGUAAGAUCGAGGUCUACCGGUCUGCCGGUGGUAACGGUGUCCGCCUGGAUGGUGGUAACGGUUUCGCCGGUGCGAUCAUCACCCCUCACUACGAUUCGAUGCUGGUCAAGUGCACGUGCCGUGGCUCGACUUAUGAGAUCGUCCGCCGCAAGAUGCUGCGUGCCCUGGUUGAAUUCCGUAUUCGCGGUGUCAAGACCAACAUUCCCUUCCUGGCCUCACUGCUGAGCCACCCGACCUUCGUCGAUGGUACCUGCUGGACCACCUUCAUUGACGAUACCCCCGAGCUGUUCGCGCUUGUCGGCAGCCAGAACCGUGCUCAGAAGCUGCUGGCUUACCUGGGUGACGUGGCUGUCAACGGCAGCAGCAUCAAGGGCCAGAUCGGCGAGCCCAAGUUCAAGGGUGAAAUCAUCAGGCCUCAGCUCAAGGAUGCCUCCGGCAAGCUCGUCGAUGUCUCCACACCCUGCCUUCAGGGAUGGAAGCAGAUCCUGGACAAGGAAGGCCCCGUUGCCUGGGCCAAAGCCGUGCGUGCCAACAAGGGUUGCCUUAUCAUGGACACCACCUGGCGUGAUGCCCACCAGUCGCUGCUGGCUACGCGUGUGCGGACGAUUGACAUGCUGAACAUCGCUCACGAGACCAGCCACGCUCUCGCCAAUUCCUACAGUCUGGAGUGCUGGGGCGGUGCUACCUUUGAUGUCGCCAUGCGUUUCCUUUACGAGGAUCCUUGGGACCGCCUGCGCAAGCUCCGCAAGGCCGUGCCCAACAUCCCCUUCCAGAUGCUGCUGCGUGGUGCCAACGGUGUGGCCUACUCUUCCCUCCCAGACAACGCCAUCUACCACUUCUGUAAGCAGGCCAAGAAGUACGGCGUUGACAUCUUCCGUGUCUUCGAUGCUCUCAACGAUGUCGACCAGCUCGAAGUCGGUAUCAAGGCCGUUCAGCAGGCCGGCGGUGUGGUCGAGGCCACCAUCUGCUACAGCGGUGACAUGCUGAACCCCAGCAAGAAGUACAACCUGGAGUACUACCUGUCGCUGGUUGAAAAGAUCGUCAAGCUGGGCACACACGUGCUCGGCAUCAAGGAUAUGGCUGGUGUGCUCAAGCCCCAGGCCGCUCGCCUGCUGGUCGGCUCGAUCCGCGAGCGCUACCCCGACCUGCCCAUCCACGUCCACACCCACGACUCCGCCGGUACCGGUGUGGCUUCGAUGAUUGCCUGCGCGCAGGCUGGUGCUGACGCCGUGGAUGCCGCCACCGACAGCUUGUCUGGUAUGACCUCGCAGCCCAGCAUCGGUGCCAUCCUCGCCUCGCUCCAGGGCACCGAGCACGACCCCGGCCUCGACCUGUCGCAGGUGCGUGCCCUCGACACCUACUGGGCUCAGCUGCGUCUGCUCUACUCGCCAUUCGAGGCUGGUUUGACCGGUCCCGACCCCGAGGUGUACGAGCACGAGAUCCCCGGUGGUCAGCUCACCAACCUGAUCUUCCAGGCUAGCCAGCUAGGUCUGGGCCAGCAGUGGGCCGAGACCAAGAAGGCGUACGAGUCUGCAAAUGACCUGCUGGGUGACAUCGUCAAGGUCACUCCGACCUCCAAGGUCGUUGGUGACCUGGCCCAGUUCAUGGUCUCCAACAAGCUGUCAGCUGAGGACGUCGUCGCCCGCGCUGGCGAGCUGGACUUCCCCGGCUCCGUGCUGGAGUUCCUGGAGGGGCUGAUGGGCCAGCCCUACGGCGGAUUCCCGGAGCCGCUGCGCUCCAAGGCUCUGCGCGACCGACGCAAGCUGGACAAGCGACCCGGUCUGUUCCUGGAGCCCCUGGACCUGGUGAAGAUCAAGAACGACAUCCGCGAGAAGUGGGGCGCCGCGACAGAGUGCGAUGUUGCCAGCUACGCCAUGUAUCCCAAGGUUUUCGAGGACUACCGCAAAUUCGUGCAGAAAUUCGGUGAUCUGUCGGUCCUCCCGACGCGCUACUUCCUGGCCAAGCCCGAGAUCGGCGAGGAGUUCAACGUCGAGCUGGAGAAGGGCAAGGUACUGAUCCUCAAGCUGCUGGCUAUCGGUCCGCUGUCCGAGCAGACCGGCCAGCGCGAGGUCUUCUACGAGGUCAACGGCGAGGUGCGCCAGGUCAGCGUCGAUGACAACAAGGCAUCAGUCGACAACAUUGCGCGCCCCAAGGCCGACGCGAGCGACAGCAGCCAGGUCGGCGCGCCGAUGAGUGGUGUUGUUGUUGAGAUCCGCGUCCACGAUGGCCACGAGGUCAAGAAGGGCGAUCCUAUUGCGGUGCUGAGCGCCAUGAAGAUGGAAAUGGUGAUCUCUGCCCCACACAGCGGAAAGGUGUCCGGCCUGCUGGUCAAGGAGGGCGACUCGGUUGACGGCCAGGACCUGGUCUGCAAGAUCGUCAAAGCAUAG
Penicillium lagena is the source of this 3582-nucleotide messenger RNA. RefSeq names its product pyruvate carboxylase. Gene Ontology annotation, biological process: pyruvate metabolic process; gluconeogenesis. Gene Ontology annotation, molecular function: pyruvate carboxylase activity; metal ion binding; ATP binding. Bases 1 to 3582 code for a protein of 1193 amino acids. The transcript has 2 exons. NCBI's taxonomy places the organism in Eukaryota, Fungi, Ascomycota, Eurotiomycetes, Eurotiales, Aspergillaceae. The record is from RefSeq and is a predicted model, not a curated record. Gene Ontology annotation, cellular component: cytoplasm.